Hylaeus volcanicus is the source of this 1312-nucleotide messenger RNA. RefSeq lists its product as uncharacterized. The record is from RefSeq and is a predicted model, not a curated record. The transcript has 4 exons. The coding region runs from base 83 to 1066 and encodes 327 amino acids. NCBI's taxonomy places the organism in Eukaryota, Metazoa, Arthropoda, Insecta, Hymenoptera, Colletidae.
CGUUUCGUGUUCUGUUAAAAAUUUAUCGCACACCGUCUAGACAAAUUCAUUUUCGGCAACGUCAAGUUCACGCGGAUCUAAAAUGGCGUCGAUACCGGAAGGGACAAAGAAUUUCUUACGACGAGCUGUUAUCACCACCGAUACGCAGAAAGGACUCACAGAGUACUUUUUGUCCAAGCGAGAGGACCGUAAUGUUAAAAAGUAUCCUGAAUGGGACAAACCGAGAAGUUUCCCGGCUUCGGAAGUGGUGAGAGCACAUUCUGAGUUAGCAAAAAUCGAGGAGAAAUUACGCGCGAAAUGGACCGAACGAGAGAAAAAACGGAGAUACAUGGACGAGCAGUGGGACGAGAUGAGGCGACAGGAAUUAAUCUUUCGCGAGUCGUUUAUAAAAUUUAAUAAAUUCGUCAGGGAGAAUCAGGAGAAACGCGAUCGCGCGGAGCUUAAAAUUAAAGAAGAACGCGAACGCCAGAAAUUACGACGGGAAGAAAUCGAUGAUUUGACGACAAAGCUGAGUUACAUGAAAGACGUUCGAGAGAAAAUGAAGGAACACGUGGGGGAGUAUAAAAAGUACCAAAAUUAUUUGGAGAAAGUGAUCACCGAUACAGGGGAAUUUCAAUCUAUCAGUGAGAUCUUUAAUCGCUACGAAACCUUAAUCGAGGCAAGAUUGAUAUUGUCCGAGCAUCAGGAUAAGAACCUUCAAACGCUAGAGGAGACGGGAACAGAAAUAUAUCAAAUGACCGAUUUAAAAACUCAAAAAAUGAUGGGACUGAAUACUAAAUUGGCAAAAUUACAAGGAAGGCGUGACAGAGCAGAGGCGAAAGCUUUGAAAUGGGAGACGAUCGUGUCGAAGAUAAAAGCAAACGCCGUAGAGAAAAAUUUGAAACAUACGCAAGUGAAAACGUGUUGCUGGAAUCUGUACCAACAGAUCUGCGAGAGAAAAGGCAUUCCCGCCACUGUGAGCAAGGACGAUUUCGAGCAACAGCUGGAUCACAUUAAACGUACUAUUCUCGAACUGAAGCGGAUCAUCAAAGUCGCAAGAAAAUGGGCGGCGAAGGGGAAAGCAUGAUAAUUCUCGACUCCGUUUCAACUGUUUGUAAAUAAAUAUAUUUUAUCGCAAAGAAGUAAAAUGUAUACUAAUAAAUACAUUAUCACUAUUUAAAGGGAAACUGAAAGAUAAAUUAAAGUCGAAUUACAAUUAACAUCUACGAUGGUAGUAUCUUUUCUUUUUUAAUAAAAUGUAUCCAUCAAACGGAUAUAUAAGACGGAUAUUAAAAUUCUGCGAUAGUCCAUGAAAAUUCGUGUGAAAUUAAUC